CUCCCGCUUUCACUGCGACCGAACGAUCCCCUCAACAAUCCGAGCCCGCAAGCACACGCACACCACCGCAAAAUUCCCGUUUCUCCGCCUAUCCGUACACGCGCUAGCACGCCAGUGUACGUGCCAUCCCGGGGUCGCGUUUGUACGUUCGCCAUUUUUGUUAAACUCGCACACACAGCAUUCGGUUGCCCGUCUUCGUCGUCGUCGUCGCGAUUCGAAACUCUCUUGCAGUCAGUGGACGGAGUGAUUUUGGGAAAAUUGUAAAUUCCCCGCAGAAAACGGUGAUUGAACGGUUCAAAACUGGGCACAUCGACGAGUGGCCACCGCGGGCAAGUGAAUUUGCAUACGGUAGCAAUGUUUCCGCCGCGGAAUCCGGCCGAAAUCGGUGACGAAAGAGUUUGAGAUUUUCCGUCGUCGUCGUCGUCGUCGGAUUGGAUCGCAACCUCUUUUUUUUUUCGUUCGUUUCUUUUCUUUCCUCUUCGUCGCGUCUCGCCGCGUUCCACUUUUCACUGGUCGCUCUGGCGCUGACUGGCGGUCGUCGGUCGGGGGUUGAGCCUUCAAGCUCCCAAAGUCAGCUUAGGAUCUGCAGAAGUGGAAGAUACGACGAAAAACAGUGACGAAUGAAGAAAACCAGCGGAAAUUGAGAGAAAAUGUGUGAAAAAUGUACCAAUAGUGUUUAUGUGUCAAAUAAUGGGUUGCCCCACCAGCUAAAUUCUGCACGCAGUGAAAAACCUAAACUUCCGACGAGGGUCGUCUAGUGCCGUAGAAGAAAAGAGUUAACAUUUUAGUGAAACGAGAUAAAACUCAAAAGCAGCAUGCAUUUUUCACUAAUACAACAUUAGCACGUAGCAGUCAACCAGAAAUUUACUGGAGAUAUACGUGUGUCAACGCUGAAGAGAAAGAGCUUUUGCGUUUUCACCUACUCCAAUAACAAUAACCGAUUUUGGAAGCGACUGACAGCAGGCAACCAUGGGGGAUCGCGAUAUACCAAGUGUCCCAAUCACCACCCUGGCUGGAUUGACCAGUCUUUCGGACAUGCUCAGCGAGCUGCCGAUAUCGGACUCCCUGUCGACGGUUUCGACUGCCUUGAACCGUUCGUUGCUGUUUCAUCCGCGCGUCGCCGAAGAGGCCAACAAUCUUUUGGCCACGCGAGAUGAUAGUCUGAUCGGUCAGCUAGUGAAUGCCAUCGAGCAGACCAAUUCGGAUCACAUCGAGCUAAAGGAUCAAUAUGUUCAACCAUCGACCAGCAAAUCGAUGCAGGAUGGACCCCUGCUUCUGCAGGCUAUCCGAUCAUGCAGGGCGGAUGUGUUCAAUAGGCCUCAGACCGCCGCUACACAUCAACAACAGCAGCACCAACAACAACAGAUGCUUGCACAACAGCAACAGCAACAUAAAAUAAUUUUUACAUCACAAAUCCCAAAUUUCCCAAGCGAACACUACUCUUCCCUACAAACACAACACCAGCAGCAGGAUUAUUUGAGUCAGAUUUCGCAGAUUUCCCAACAGCAGCAGCCUUCGCAACCGAUUGUGUUAAGCCAAUCCCCUGUUUCGUCUCAACACUCUAAUCAUCCACCCCUUGAAACGCGGAAUCAGACUAAAAUUCCUUACCAACAACAACAACAGCAGCAGCAACAUCAACAGCAAUCACCACAAACAACACCAUCGCCAUCUUCAAAAGUCAUCAUCCGACAGCAAGUUAUUAACCUUCCAAAUAUUGCUUACUCGUCCAAUUCUGCAGAAAAUAGCCAGCAACAGCAACAAAUCUUCCAACAACAGCAGCAGCAACAGCAACUGUUGCAGCAGCAACAACACCAACAACAACAACAGCAGCAGCAGUAUCAUAAUCAAAACGUCAUCGUCUCACACCAAUCGGUGAUCCAGAAUCAGCAAGUAUCCCAGUUCCACCAACAGCAGCAACAGCUUCCUCCGCAACAGCAACAACCACAACAACUACACAAACCGACUGAUCCUCAUCGGACGGUAAUUCAGCAGCCGGUAGCAGCAGCUGCUGGAUCUUCCCUGAAUGCGCUUCCGGAUUCGGUGGUUUCACAACAGCACCAUCAACAACAGCCGCAGCAGCAGCAACAACAACCGUUGGUAAACCAUGUUGCUCAGCAGCAGCAGUCUCAGCAGCAACAGGCAAUAUACCAACAACACCAGACUGUCUCCCCGCAACAACAAUCGCAUCAGAAUGUGAUAAACUUGAACAACAACCUAAACAGUGCCUCCACGACAGUCCAACACAACCAGCACGUCACGACCAACCACGUUCAACCACUACAACAACAACAACAACGUACACCGCUGCCAGCACCGAAGCAACAAUCCCAAACGGCAACGAUCAACGAGCAAUCUCAGCUAAAGAAUGGAAACACGACCGCCGUGAACAACCAUCAGCCGUAUCCCCGGUCGCAGGUGCCCACUCAACAAACGCCACAACAACAACAACAACACAACGUCAAUCACGUUAUCAAAACGCCAGAAGCUGCACCACGCAACAGCGAAUACCUCCAGCAGCAGCAGAGCAAAAAUCUGGACGCUCGAGGGCGUCCGUCACCGGCUCAGGGUACGACGGCACCGGAAACCGAUCCCACCCAAACCAGUCUGCGGAAGCAACAAGAACACCAGCAAGCUCAGGCAGCUACUCCUCCUGUUCAGCGAAUAAACCAACCAACGCCGAUGUCCACUCCACCCAAUAAACCGCGUCCACCGGGUGGCGUUCCACCGGGAGGUACACAAACAAGUACCCCUCCUUCAGGACCCAGGCCGAUAUCGGUGGCGGGAGCAUUGCAACGGGCGACCAUGAAUGCACCAAAACUUGCCGCGACCACACCAACACCGGUAACGUCGAUCGCUGUUUCUGGAGCCCUAAUGAAAACGCCCACGACCACCACCACAUCAGCUCCGACAACGCCAUCCAGUGUAAGCCAGCAACCAAUGCCGCAACCGGUCCAACAGGCCAAUCAAACCCCAGUGAAAAAGCCGCAAAAAGUGAAUCUUAAGAAACUGUGUCGGAUGGUCAGCAUGGGUGAGGUGGAUUCUCUGAGUUUGAAAAAGUGUUCGGUUCGAUUGGAAAAACUGAGUGAAGAUCAUAUGACCAUGAUGCAGGAAGAUCUCAAGAAGUUCUCUCAGGCUGAACCCAAACUGGCGAUGCGGUUGGGAUUGGUUAAAAAGAGCGCCGAAAUGAUCUUCAGCAAAAUGAAGGAAGACGAACGAAGGUACACCGGUUUGCUAGCGAAACGGAAGGCUCAGGAGGAUGCAAUGAAUCCGGAAGAUAUGUUCAGUAAGCCAAAGCUCAGGAAGGUGGAGAAGAUGGUGAUACCGGUGGUGAAGAAACUGUCCAAGGAAGAACUGAUGAAUACGAACACCUACCAGAGGUUUAUGUCGAUCAUGGGCAAGAUAUUCGAUCAGCUGGACGAAACGGAGGCACCAAAUUUGGACGAAGCGGACGAGCAGUUCGAGUGCAUUCCAACAAGCAUGCUCAGCAGUAUUAGUUCGGAAGCCGCGAAACUGAAGGCGCGCAAUGCCAUCGAUGCCAUUCCGGAGAACAAGCUGACGUUGUUGAUUACCUAUGCGAUGCGGUCGGUGCAUUCGGCAAAAAAUCUAAGUGGGACGGAAUUGCAGGACGAUCUGGUCGGCGACGAGUGCAUUGAGAAGAUUUUGAAUGCCAUGGAAGCAGCUCUGUUGAUUUGUUCGAUCUACACCUGCAAGAGCACCAAGUUCUUGCAGGAGGAUAACAUCGACGCGAUCAUCAAGUUUGUGCAGUUCCAACUGCGAGAAACAGUAUUCCCUUCGUAUGAUCCGGUGUACUCGGUCGAGACGAAGAAAAAAACCGAUGGGAAAAAGUCGAAAAAGAUGCCCAGCUAUCAACAGAAAGGUCUCUCGGUGCUGUACACGAAAAUCGUAGAGCUAGGCAAACAGCUGGUAACCAUGUUCGAGAAGUUUCACUUUGUUGAUACGAUCGUAAUACAUGCUUCGGCAUUGGGCGUUGAACCGUUCUUCGUAGAUAACAUCGAAACGUUGCAGUUUGUCUGUCUCGACCUGGUAACGUCCAUUUUCCAGAACGAAAAGUAUUCUCACCACCGACGGAACAUUGUUGCGGACAUUCUUUCGUCGAUCGAUCGUCUUCCGCACUCGAAACGCAAUCUCCGCCCAUACAAGCUGGUCAACAACGCCGGAAACAUCCAAAUGAUGACGGCUCUCGUACUACAGUUGAUUCAGUGUGCCGUAGUUUUACCGGAAGCCAUGGGCGAUAGCAAUCCGAAGAAAGCGAACAACGAAAUCGUUAACAGCAGUAAUCCCAAAUCGGCUGAUCUCUACAUCAUCGGGAAGUACGACACGGCAUUGAGCAUUGGGGGUAACUUUCUGGCAACCUUCCUGGACAAAUGUAAGAGCCGGUCGAGCGAAACGGAUUUCCGUCCUCUAUUCGAGAACUUUAUACACGAUCUUCUAACUACCGUCAACAAACCGGAGUGGCCAGCAUCGGAACUGCUGCUGAGUCUACUGGGAACGAUGCUGGUCAAGAAGAUGUCCGACAAAGGCGUGGAGCAGUCCAUUCGGGUAGUUUCCCUCGAAUACCUUGGCAUUGUGGCCGCUCGGCUACGGAAAGACACCGUAGAGUCCCGAUGCAAGGUCCGAACGAUGGAUUCCUUGAUCAAGUACAUCAAAAUCGAACAAGAGAAGGAAGGCGACGAGUAUAAGCAGAAUUCCAAGUUUCAGUUAGACGAAGAGGAGGAACGAACCGAAUUCCUGGAAAAGAUUCUACUGGACUUCCUGGCGGCAAACGCUCAGGAGGGAAACAUCGUGUGGAACCAUGCGAGGCACUUCUACAUCACACAAUGGUACCGGGACAUCAUCCAGCGGAAGAAAAACAUCGCCGCCGGCGAGAAAGGAUAUGCCUCCCGGAAAAAGCAGGCGAAACGACGAAAAAAGUAUACCAGCGAAUCGGAAAACUCGGAUGGUGGGGGAAUCGAUUCCGAUAUCGAAGAAGUCAAAACCGGCGUGGAUCAGGAACUGAACAGUGAGAUUUUCCGGCUGCUGGACACUCGGAAAGCAACCUACCUGUCUCAGAUCUGUCCCUUCGGCGACAAAAAUGCCGGAAUAAGCGAAAUCAAAACCUACAUCGAUUACGGAAACGCCAACCUGAUCGCGCAGUACUUGGCCAGCAAGCGAUCGUUUUCGCAAAGUUUCGACAAAUAUCUGCAGAAAAUCAUCCUAGUCGUGCGGGAACCGGUCGUCGCGAUACGAACCCGGGCGAUGAAGUGUUUGGGCAACAUCGUCGAGGUGGACCAGAUGGUGUUGGCGCGAAAGGACAUGCAGAUGGGCGUCCACCAGAAAUUACUGGAUACGGCUAUUUCUGUGCGGGAAGCAGCGGUGGAUCUGGUGGGAAAGUACAUCCUUUCCGAUCCGGACCUGAUCGAUCAGUAUUACGAUAUGAUUUCUACGCGGAUAUUGGAUACGGGAGUUUCGGUAAGAAAACGGGUAAUCAAAAUUCUACGGGACAUCUGCAUCGAGUAUCCGGAGCAGGAGAAGAUCCCGGACAUUUGCGUCAAAAUGAUUCGGCGGGUCAACGACGAGGAGGGCAUUCAAAAGCUGGUCAUGGACGUAUUCAUGACGAUGUGGUUCCAUCCGUGCAAUCCUAAUGAUAAGGCGGCAAUGGAUAGAAAAAUUACUCAAAUAAUCGAUGUGGUUUGCUCAUCCCAUGAGACUGGCACUCAGGGCUUCGACGCGCUACUCAAAUCGAUUUUUGAACCAAAAGAAAACAAAGAAGAUUCAAAAGCCAAGAAGGAAAUCCCCAAAACGCUGAUCAAAGCCUGCCAGCAGAUAGUGGACGGCUUGGUGGACGCAACCAUGAAGCUGGAGAGCUCGGAAAACAAGAAACUGGUUGGUUGCAUAACGGCGCUACAUCUUUUCUCGAAAAUUCAACCGCAGCUACUGGUGAACCACGCGAUGACCCUGGAACCGUAUCUGAACAUACGGUGCCAGAAUGCCAUCAACUACAAGUUCAUCAGUAGUGUGGCGGAGAUUCUGGAACAGGUGGUGCCCUUGAUGGAACAUCCCAGCGAGAUUUUCCUUGCCGAUCUCGAAUCGCAUCUAAUGAUGCUCAUCGUGACGCAGAGUCAAGCAGUGGUGCUGAGUUGUGUGUCCUGUCUGUCGGCGGUUGUAAAUAAAAUUACCAAGAAUUACACAUUAAUACGAGACUGUUUUUCGAAAUUUUACUAUAAGGGAUUAGUAUCUAGUAAAGAGAAGUUAAUCUCCGAUCCGUCGAUCCCAAUAGAGCAACUGUAUAGGCCCCAGUUUAGGCGAAGUAUUUAUACGGUAGGAUUAAUCAUGCGGUAUUUUGACUUCAAGCAGCCAGAUGUUUACGGCGGUGAAGACGACGCACAAGGAGCGCUACCGGCCAAUAUCUGCGAGGAUGUGUACAGUACGUUGGCAUUUUUUCUGUCGUGUAGUCAUAGUGAGAUUUGCAAAGAAACGCUACUGUCGAUGGGCAAUUUCUGUGUGAAAAACUACGAAUAUCUGACGAAGCAGGAACUGCGGGAUUACUACAACUACCUGCUCACGCAGGACACCGUACUGACCGAGAUGAAAAUUGUCGUCCUGAAGAACAUUCUAAUGUAUCUGACCGAGGAGGAGAACAAGAUGGUUCGCAACGACAAAGAAUGGGCCAAGCAAUCACAAACCGAAGAUUUGAAAGAGAUGGGCGAUGUGUCGUCCGGUAUGGCGAGUAGGGUGAUUCAGAUCUAUCUGAAGGAGAUCCUGCGGAGUUUCCUGCACCGGGACACCGGCGUACGAAUGUGGGCAAUGCGGGUGGUGGAGAUUGUGCUGCGGCAGGGUCUGGUACAUCCAGUACAAAUAGUUCCUUUCCUAAUAUGUUUAAGUACGGACCCAGAAAGAGAGGUUGCACAUAGUGCAGAUCGUCAUCUCCAGGAGAUUGACAAGCAGUACCCGGGCUUUGUAAAUAUGAAAUCUCACGCCGGUUUGCAGUACUCGUACGAAUUGCAAGUCUUGUUACAGAAACUAGACGACAGUAGUAUAGUUAGAGGAUAUAGAAUCAAAGACCCGCAAGAGCCACCGAGUGCGCUAAACGGUUUCCUGUACACUUUGCUGCGCAAUACCAAACCCCAGCGGAGGGCGCUCGUUCAGUCCAUUACCAAACAGUUCGACGACGGGAAGAUCUCACUGCAGCAGAUGCUCUACCUGGCGGACAAUCUGGCCUACUUUCCGUACAUGGUGCAGGACGAGCCGCUGUACAUAAUCCAUCAUAUUGAUGUGCUGAUAUCCGUCACCGGUACCAAUCUGUUGGCUACCUUUCGCGAGGGAUUGAAACCUCCGCCUGGUGCGGAGAACAACCCGGACCAGCCACCGAAUCCACUGGAAGAUGACGACGACGAUGACCAGGAUGUGAUUCUCAGUCGACUACCAGAGGACACCACGGAACUGCAGAACUGCAUAACCUCGGCGCAGGGAUGCAUGCUUUUACUAAUACUCAAGCAGCAUUUGAAGGAUAUCUAUGGUAUUACAGAUUGCAAAAUUUCUCGAUACUCACCAUCGGAAGCGGGUAAAAUCUACGAUAAAACAAUGCAGAGGAGAUCAAACUCGUUGUUCGAUCCCAAGGCUACCAUCACGCUGCUGAAGGAGAACCGCCAAACGAUGGCAGUCCAGUCGGACGAUGACCGAGCAGAGCUCGUGCAACGAUAUCUGGAUUUCAAACAGCUAAUGCUGCGGCUCGAUCCGGACGAUCCCGACCUCCUGGAUGAGGAUGAUCGUGCCCCGCCAAAGAACUCCGAACCGAACUCAACUGUUACCACCCCGGUCAAGCAAGGUGGCGAUGCCAAUAGUGCGAAUCCCGGCGGAGAAAGCACAACGACCACCCCUGUGAGCAACAACGUCGGCGGUGGCAGUGCCGCCACGCCGCACGUCAACAAUGUGAACAGUACUGCCACCUCGGCGAGCAGUAAUGCCACGUCGGCUGUCGGUACGCGGACGCCGAAAUCCUCCACGAGGCCAUCGGCGGCAACGACAAACGCUGCCUCCAGCAGGAAAAACCUCCCGUCGCGAAGUGCUCGCAAAAAAAGACGAAAACUGUCCAGCACAGAGGAAGAGGAAAGCGAACCUAGUGAUAUGGAUUACGACUAGAGAGAGAGAUAGAAGUAGGUACAUCCGCCAGAGAGACAUUAUUAAUCGUUGAAUCAGAGAUGUGUAAAAAUAACAAUAGAGUCGAGAUACACGUUUAAUAUAUUCAUUUGUGGUGUAUGAAAAACAAUAUCAGUGGAGAAUGCCGGGAGAGAUGAUCCCAUUAUUUACCUUACAAAACAAAAUAAAAGCGUCUGUGAAUGCACAUUUAAGUAGAUGAUUUGAAGGUGCGCCAAUCUUGAAGGUAGCAAUAGUGGUACAACCCGUAGUAUUGUCCUUUCCUCUAAAAAUAAGUGCGAAAGCUGUAGUAUCCCAUCUACCGAACCACACCCGUCUAUAGGAAAGAAACGUAGACUAUUUACCUACCAAACCAUCCAAUUUUGGUAUGAUCAUCUUGAAUCAAAUGGUUUUAAAAGUGAUGAGCAUUUCGCAGAAAAUAAUGAGAAAUUUCGUUCUAGUUAUUCCGUAUCGGAUUGCGAUGGUCCGCAGUACUAGCUGUGUUCUGAUGGUUUCGUGUGGAAAACGUUCUUCUCCGAUCUGUUCAAGAGAAACAGUGGGAACUGGACGUAUGGCAUAAUGUCGUUUGACAUUAUUGGUCUUAAGUCAUUUGUCAUAAUAGUUGUUCGGUAUAACAUUUUUUAUGCCAAAUGACCAUUAUUCUAAUUGAUCUUUAUUUGCGUUUUGCCAAACGACUUUAUACCAAAUUACACAGACUCGAAAAAAUUUGCGCCGCCUGAAAUUCCGUGAUGUUUGAGCUACUGUUGUAAGAAGUAAGGUAUAGAAUGUAACAACAUUCUAUGCGGCGUUGAAGCUUUUCGUCUCAAAGUUCCAUAACAAGAAAGUUUGAGAGAGAACGAAAUUUAUUGGAAAAAUUACUGGGCACUUUUCCCAAGUGUCACCUCAAGCAACAAACGUUGGUGUACUCGAAAUUACUGAGACGAAGCAGCAGACGAUAGGUUCCAAAAAUAAGCUCAGCGUCUCUGUCUCUCACAAAAAAAUGUUUUGUAAAAUGGAAAUGUUUUAAUUGAAAUAUUUAAACUUUACUGUGAGUACCGAGAGACUAACGAAACAAUAUUGAUAAAAAAAAUCAACAAUUUACCGAGAGUGCAAGGCAAACAAAUCACCGGGUUCAGUAUGAAUAUUGAACUAAAAGAAAUAUUUAAUUUAUUGGUAGCAGCAACGAGCACGUAUGAGAAAUAACGAAGAGUGAAAGCGUGUGAGAUGUAAUUUAAAUUUUGGAAAAUAAUCUGCAAAAGAGACUGGCGAAAAAUUAAUAAUAUUAUUACCAUAUAAAAGAGAUGAAGCAUUUGUUUGCUUGAAACUGCGAGUGAGCGCGAGCGUGCUGGUUUCCUGUGUGUAGAAAGGUAUGCAUCGAGUCAACAAUUGUAAAUAGUUUGUAAAUAUAGAGAAAAUAUGUUCAUUUUCCCCCUUUCCGAAUGUGAAAAUGUUUGACACCCCUCAGUAGGAACGAAGUCUUUUCAAAGAGAAGAGAAACCCAGCAGCAAAUUAACGCGAAUUUCGGAUGAAAAAUAAAGAGACAAAAAAAGAGUAAAAAAUAUGCAAGAGACAACAAUGGAAGAGACUUUAUUUAAAGUGUUUUUAGAUAAAUUAUUUAUACGAAAAAGAUGGUGAAAAUGAUAUAAGACACCCACACAAAAAAAAAGUCGAGAAAACUGGAAUCCAGAUGAAUUUGUAAUUUAGUUUAGCGCAGUAAGGGAAACAAAACAACACAAAACGAGAAUGCGCGGAAAGAAAGUGUAUAAUCGAAGGAUCUUUUUUGUUUUUUUUUUUUUUAUUUUAGUAAUUUAAAUCAAAGUCAAAAAAUAAUUAAAAUACAAAGUGAAACUUGUAGAUAAUUCAAA
Messenger RNA from Aedes albopictus (Asian tiger mosquito), 9998 nucleotides. RefSeq names its product nipped-B protein. Gene Ontology annotation, biological process: establishment of mitotic sister chromatid cohesion; replication-born double-strand break repair via sister chromatid exchange; regulation of gene expression. NCBI's taxonomy places the organism in Eukaryota, Metazoa, Arthropoda, Insecta, Diptera, Culicidae. Gene Ontology annotation, cellular component: Scc2-Scc4 cohesin loading complex. The record is from RefSeq and is a predicted model, not a curated record. The coding region runs from base 970 to 8139 and encodes 2389 amino acids. The transcript is spliced from 17 exons. Gene Ontology annotation, molecular function: chromatin binding.